Molecule: messenger RNA, 2436 nt
Organism: Macrosiphum euphorbiae (potato aphid)
Lineage: Eukaryota; Metazoa; Arthropoda; Insecta; Hemiptera; Aphididae
Source: the annotation of a GenBank genome assembly
AUGGCAUUGACCAUUGUGUUGGGGUUGACUAUCUUAAGUGUAGCUAGCUAUGGUAAUACUUAUGAAUUUUCUGGACAACUAAAGCCAACCAUAAAACCAUUUUCUGCACUGACUAACCAACAUUAUCAAGGAGACCAAUUCAAGUCAGCAUUCGGAUCCAAUAGUGUGCCCCCAAAGCCCUUCGGAGCACCAUUCGAACACUUUAAACAAUCGUAUCAACCUUACCAACCAUACAGGGCAAAUUAUCAACCAUUCGGACCUUAUCCUGGUUACCCGGGACCUGUUGUAUACCCCGGUCACGGUGGUUAUCAAGGACCAGAGGCUUACCGUUUUGAUGAACCCAACCACAAGCCAUUUGGAUUCCAACCAUUCCCAGCACCGGUACAGCCAGAGUUCAAUCAAUACAAGUUUGGACCAGCGAAAAAAUUCAAUAAAAAUUUCCCGGGACUUGCCGAUUUCAAUCAAGCUGGCAAAUACUUCCAAGAACACCAAUUUGGAGCAUAUCACGGACCUGAAUUUUCUUCUGCCAUUAUUCCAGCAGAACACAGCAUUAAGCAAUCUAGGCCCAAGGAUACGUUAUUAGGCAAGCCGGUUGAAUUCGGAUUACCUAAACAAACCGGCUUUGGAUUCCCUUCUUUGCCAUCGUUUGGAUAUCCAGUACCGAACUUCCCACCAGUAAAGUCUUUCGCCAGCACCGUGCCAUCAGUAAAAAGCGUACCCACUACACUCAUCCCGGUGAACGCGGUUAAGGUCGAUCAAAAAUUUGGUGGAGCUGAGGUCACUACCGCAGUCAUCCCUUCUUCGUCGGCUCAAGACGAUUCGGCAACGGUACAACAGCAAUCCUCGGAGGUCACCGGCGAACCAUCAGCAGUGACGCCCGCUGCGGACGCCCAGCCCACCAGUCCCGCUCAGGAGGAAGUCACUUCCGGUGUCUCCUCGGACCCCCAAGUGCCCGCAGCCGAAGUAGCGGUCAACAGUGAAGUGCCCGCCGCCGAAGUAACGAACAACAAUGAAGCACCCGCCGCCGAAGUAGCGAUCAACAAUGAAGUGCCCGCCGCCGAAGUAACGAACAACAAUGAUGCGCCCGCCGUCGAAAUACCGAUCGACAAUGGAGCUCUGCCAGCUGAAGCACCGAUCGCCAACGAAGCGCCCGCCGUCGCAGUACUGAUCGAUGGUGUAGUGCCGUCGGCUGAAGACGCCGCCAUCGCCCAGGCCCAAGAGCAAAGUGCAACACAGUCGUCGUCGGCCAGCGAACCCAGCAACGUUGGCAGCGAGCAGACAGCUUCCGUCCCACAAGACUCCGCAGUCCAGGAGACUUCCAGUGCCGUACCUGCCCAGGCUUCAAACGAACCCAGCGAAACUUCCACUACCAGCGGACAGGCGAAAUCCGAGUCAGUCGCAGCCGAGAACAAACCCGCAACCGGGUCUGCAGCCGUGAACUUGCCGGGUCUACCCUUCGAACUGCAGAGCACUCAAUUCGGGCCCGUUCCCAUCACGGACACGUCGUCUCUGGGUCAAUUCGGUUCGUCCGGAUUCCCGUACUUCGGACAGUCCGCCGGCGCUCAACAGCCGUCGUACUACCCCUACUUCGACGCACCCGGUUUCUCGGAAGAAGAACUUAAGGCGUUUGCGGCCAACUUCGGGGCCAACACCCCUGCAGCACAGUCGGGACAGGUCGUCGGAAGCGGCGCCGACCCGGCUGCACAGUUCGCCCAGAGCGCUUCUUUCAGCAAUCCGUCGGCCGAGAUCGCCACCGUCCUCGAAAGCGCAAACAGCGCCAAGAGUCAAGACAAAGCCGCAAGCGACGAGAAACAAAAUAUAACCCCUGCAAGUUCACCAUUGCCAUCGUCAUUGCCAUCGUCGUUGCCCAACGGCCUGAAAACUUCACAGCCGAAAUUCAACUCCGUACAGAUAAUCCAGAACGACCCGUUCAACGGACAGUUGCCUCUGUUAUAUGACCCAUCCAACUCUGCCUCACCAUUGGACACGUACAAGUUCUACAACCACCCGUCAGUGUCCAAGUGGUCAUCUCAAGCCUCCUUGGCCUCGUACUCGCCCGAAUCCGCGUUCAGCAACUUCGGAUCACAAUUCAAUCAAGGCUACUUAGUCGAAGGGUCGCCCACUCUGACGCCGCUCUCCAAGACUGUCGUGCAAUCCGACCAGACGCCGCUUUCAAUCUCGUCCCUUGACCAUCCGCUCCAUAGCCAGGUGUUCAAGUACUCACAGUCAUUCGUGCCAUACCCAGGACUAGUGGCCGGCAACAACAACGCCGCCGCUUUCCAACCCUUCGGCUUGUCGUCGUCCACGGCCGCACCAGCCGAAGCCUCUGCCACCACACCUGCCGCCGCCGCCGACGUUUCCGUCCAGUCGACUUCCGCCCCGGAAGUAGCAGUUGAGAGCAGCAGCAGCAACGCUCCGGCCGAAGAGACAGCUUAA